Messenger RNA from Cygnus atratus (black swan), 2301 nucleotides. RefSeq names its product interferon regulatory factor 5 (gene IRF5). Gene Ontology annotation, biological process: regulation of transcription by RNA polymerase II; immune system process. Gene Ontology annotation, cellular component: nucleus. The transcript has 8 exons. The record is from RefSeq and is a predicted model, not a curated record. Gene Ontology annotation, molecular function: RNA polymerase II cis-regulatory region sequence-specific DNA binding; DNA-binding transcription factor activity, RNA polymerase II-specific; protein binding. Lineage: Eukaryota; Metazoa; Chordata; Aves; Anseriformes; Anatidae. The coding region runs from base 142 to 1626 and encodes 494 amino acids.
GAGAUGCAAACGACAUGCAAAUGAGGCGCGCCGUGCGGAAGCGCUGCGAGGAGGCGGCGGCGGCGGCGGCCGGACCCGGGGGGCGCGGGUGACCGGAGGUGACAGGAGGUGACCACAGGUGACUGUCGACCACCCCCCGCCAUGACGGCGCCGCCGCGCCGCGUCCGCCUGAAGCCGUGGCUGCUGGCGCAGGUGGAGAGCCAGCGCUACCCGGGGCUGCAGUGGGUGGACAAGCGGCAGCGCCUCUUCUGCAUCCCCUGGCACCACGCCACGCGCCACCUCCCGCCGCAGGAGGACGACGGCACCAUCUUCAAGGCGUGGGCCAUGGAGACGGGGAAGUUCACGGAGGGGGUGGACGAGCCCGACCCCGCCAAGUGGAAGGCCAACCUGCGCUGCGCCCUCAACAAGAGCCGCGAGUUCCGCCUGCGCUACGACGGCACCAAGGACGCACCCCCCAAGCCCUACAAGGUGUACGAGGUGUGCGAGGCCGACAGCGCAGAAGCGGUGGCCGGGGACGACUUCAGCUGCAGCGGGGAGGAGGAUGUGAGCCAGCUGCAGAAGCUGAUGUCCCUGAGCAUCGAUGGUGAGCCGGCCGCGGGGGGUGCCCCGUGGGGGGGCGGUGAGGUGGGGGCGUCCUCGGCCGCCCCCCAACCCCGCUGCCCCCCAGACGCCACCGUCCACGCCAGGGACCUGCUGCCCCCCUACCCCUGGCCCAAGGAGGAGCCCCCCUUUGGCAGCACCUGCCCCGUGGGGCCCUUCCUGCCCGGGGGGGCGGUGGCGGCCCCCGAGCUGCCCCCCGGCGCCGCCGGCACCGCGCCCCCCCCAGCCGCCCUGGCGCCCAUGGAGCACGGGGUUCCCAACCUGCUCAUCAGCCCCCACUUGCUGCCACUGACCGACCUGGAGCUCAAGUUCCAGUACCGGGGCCGCCAGGUCUGCGUCCUCACCAUCAGCAACCCCCACGGCUGCCGCCUCUUCCACAGCAGCCUGGAGCCCACGCAGGAGCAGGUGGAGCUCUUCGGGCCGCUGACGCUGGAGCAGGUCCGCUUCCCCGCCGCCGACGGCAUCCCCAACGAGAAGCAGCGCUUCUACACCCACCAGCUGCUGGACGUGCUCGACCGCGGGCUCAUCCUGGAGCUGCAGGGCCAGGACAUCUACGCCAUCCGCCUCUGCCAGUGCAAGGUCUUCUGGAGCGGGCCCUGCGCCGCCCACUGCGCCGGCCCCAACCCCAUCGAGAGGGAGAAGAAGACCAAGCUCUUCAGCCUCGAGGGGUUUCUCAACGGCCUGAUCCUGUUCCAGAAGGGGCAGACCACCACGCCGCCCCCCUUCGAGAUCUUCUUCUGCUUCGGCGAGGAGUGGCCGGACCAGAAGCCCAAGGAGAAGAAGCUGAUCACGGUGCAGGUGGUGCCGGUGGCGGCGCGGCUGCUGCUGGAGAUGUUCUCGGGGGAGCUGUCGUGGUCGGCCGACAGCAUCCCGCUGCAGAUCUCGCACCCCGACCUGAAGGACAGGAUGGUGGAGCAGUUCAAGGAGCUCUACCAGCUCUGGCAGAGCCAGCAGCGCCUGCCGCAGCCCCCGGCGCGCACCGAGCCCGGCCCCUGGGCGCUGCCGCCCGGGUCCCUGCCCCAGUGAGGGGACAUGGGGACAGCCCCGCGCUGGCACCAUGGUGCCUGAUGUCACCGCCAGGCUGGUGGAGACGGGGUCACCCAGCACCACAGGACCACGACGGGGCAGGGACGGGGCUGUGCUUGCCCGCCGGGGAGCUGUCACCAGGCUGCAGCAGAGACACGGGACCAAGAGUGUGGUGCCGCAGCUCCCCGGGCAGGUUUGGGGAGAAACGGCGAGAAAAUGGGGCCAGGAUGGGGACACCCAGCACCAGCAGGGCCAGCGGGGCAAAUGGCUCUGGGGACAUCAGCGCUGCAAGGACACCGCAUCUCGAGGGCCACCGCCACCACUCCAGGCCCUCGGUGCCCCUCCAGCCACGACGUCCUCCCCACCCCGCGUGCACCCAAGAACCAGGCGGAGCCGCGGGUUUUUAAUUUAUUUUUCUUUUUUUUUUUUUUUUUUUUUGGAAUUUUGUGUUUAAUUGUUCUCGAGAUGGCUACAACACCAGACGGAACAGCAUGCGCGCCCGCGGGGCCCCGCGCGCCCGGGGCCAUCUCCCAGCCCUGUCCCUGCACUCGCUCGAGCCGUCUCCGCCGCGCUCGGUCAAACCCCAAAGAAACCAAAUAAUAAUAAAAACAAAAAAAAAAUAACCAAACCAAAAAGAAAAAAGCUAAAAAAAGAAAAAAUAUAUAAUAUAUAUUU